This is a messenger RNA of Racocetra persica, 1136 nucleotides long. Lineage: Eukaryota; Fungi; Glomeromycota; Glomeromycetes; Diversisporales; Gigasporaceae. The record is from the annotation of a GenBank genome assembly.
AUCCUAAUAUCAACAGUAAUGAUACAAAACUUUAUUUCGAUGAAUCACCUAAUGAUUUCAUUAUCCAUAAUGAAUCAUUCAAUAAUUAUAUUAAUUAUGGAUUGAGUUAUGGAUUGUAUAUGUUAUCUACUACUUCUAAUGGUUCGCCUAUUAGUAUUACGAAUAUAAGUUGCUACCAAAAACUUCAUACUGCAUAUUUUUAUCCUUAUCAAAAUUUUUCUCAAUUUUCUUCAUGUGAUGAGUAUUUUUCACCUUUAGAUAGUAAAGGUUGGAAAUUUAGUUGUGCUGAUGAAUGUAAAUCCAUACCAAAACUUCCAAUUAACACCUUUUGUUAUCGAGAACCACAAGAUCAAGUUGAAGUUAUUACUUAUAGAGCAAUAGGUGAUCCAAUUAGCAUAGAUCAUAUCACCUUAAAUAUAACAUCAAAUGUCACAUCAUCUCCAAAUGCUUCCCUUCCUGAUUAUUUUGGAAUUAUUUUCAGUAGAAUUAUAAUUAAUGAUAAAGCAAUGAAUCUCUAUUUCAACAUGAUUCCUAUACCCCCGUGGUCGUUGGGACGUGGCUUAUUAUUUGGUCUUAAACCUGAAAAUAAUGUGGCAUAUAUUGAUGUUGAUGUUAAAGAAUUAUCUCCAAUUACAGAUUCUUCUUAUACACUUUUAAUAAUAAAACCAAAGAAUCAUAUUGUGAGAUAUAUUGAAGAAGAUAGCCAAUCUUUUGUUACAAUACUUGCUAAUAUUGGAGGUUUAUAUGCUGGACUAACCGCUUUAUAUACCAUAUGUUUCGGCACCAGAAGACUUUCUCCAUGGGGUUAUUGUCAAACAUUUCCGUGCUGGUGGCCACUUCGUCGGAUUUUUAAACGUCAUUUCGCAAGACAUUACGUUUCUAAAGCUGGAGUUCCAUUUGUUGAAGAUCCACGUAAAUUACCUCCUGGUGCUUCUAUUGAACAUCGAGUUGCUGUGUUAGAAAAUUUGUUAAAAGAAUAUUAUCUCGAUACAAGUUAUUUAGAACUAUUAAAGGAUACACGUGAAAAAUAUAUUGAUUUUAAUAAAACUUAUCAAGAACUUGAAGAAACAAAUACUGAUGAUAUUAGUGAUGAGGAAAAUAAACAUCAAAUUAUCAAUAAGAUUUCAAAAAGAUAA